This is a messenger RNA of Pundamilia nyererei, 1446 nucleotides long. It is a transcript of the gene ino80b, whose product is annotated as INO80 complex subunit B. The transcript is spliced from 5 exons. Gene Ontology annotation, biological process: chromatin remodeling. Gene Ontology annotation, cellular component: Ino80 complex. The record is from RefSeq and is a predicted model, not a curated record. Bases 18 to 1028 code for a protein of 336 amino acids. NCBI's taxonomy places the organism in Eukaryota, Metazoa, Chordata, Actinopteri, Cichliformes, Cichlidae.
UUUGUUUCGUCGUUUCAAUGGGAAAAAGGAAAGACAUGAUUCACCCCAGAUUUCUCGGUGAAGGCGGCUCCAGCCUGCACAGCGCUCACAAGCGGAAACACAAAAAACACAAGAAGCACAAGAAGAAGCACCACAGCUUCCCCGAGGUGCCGGAGCCUGAGCCUGUAGUGGUGCCUCGGCCUCCGCCGCAGCUCCGACUGAAGAUCAAACUGGGAGGACAGACGCUGGGAACCAAGAGUGUUCCCACUUUCACCGUCCAUCCUGGUGUGGCUCGUCCACCCUCACCUUUAAUGAUCAUUGACAACAACGUUGAUGACGACGAUGAUGACGACGAUGAAGAUGAUGAUGACGAGCCCUCUGUUCCUUUGGAGCAGUAUCGAGCCUGGCUCGAUGAAGACAGCAACCUGGCCACAUCCCCUCUGCCGGAUAUGGACUCAGAUUCCAUGCUGGGCGGGCCCGUGGACGAGGAGGAGCGGUGGCUGGACGCUCUGGAGAAGGGAGAGCUCGAUGACAACGGAGAGCUGAAGAAGGAGAUCGAUGAGUCUCUGCUCACCGCCAGACAGAAAGCUCUGCUACACAAGCAGCAGAGUCAGCCUCUCCUGGAGCUCCCCAUGGGCUACAAGGAGAAAGAGAUGACCGCUGAGAUGAUGCAGAAGCGGGAGGAGCGUGCCCGAAAGAGACGCCUGCAGGCCGCCAAGAAGGCAGAGGAGAACAAGAACCAGACGAUAGAGAGACUGACGAAAACCAGCAAGGCCAAGAUCAAAAGCAUGAAGGAGAAGAAGUCCAAGCAGAGCCAGUGCCCCAUGGUUCGGUACAGCGAUUCUGUCCAGGGAAUGGCCAUCUCCUUCCCAGCAGGGGUCCCCGCUCCUACCCCGGCGCCUCCCUGCCCUCCUCCUCCAGCCCCAUUGAACUGUGGAGUGAGCGGGUGCACAAACCUCAAGAAGUACUCGUGCUCAAAGACCGGAGUUGCUCUCUGCAGCCUCGAGUGCUACAAGAGGAACCUCAUGCUCGUGCAGAGCGCAGCGUGAACCCCAGACAGUUGAGUUUAUGCCACCCUGGGAUGUGACGAUGGCGAGUAUUCAUGCUCGUGUAUUUACGUUAACAGGACACUGGUGACCGUGUAGUGGUAGGAAGGUGAUUUUGGACUUUCCUGACCUGUGUGAGGAGACUGUAUAUCAACAUGCUUUUUUCAUGUGUCAUGAUAAUGAUUCUCUGUGGAGCUGCUCGUCCAAUUAUGUACAAUAUAUAUAUAUAUAUUUUAAAAAGAUCAAUCUGUGUACAAAUCGAAUAUUCAGUAAUUAUGAUUUGUAGAACAUCGUCAUUGUUGGUGCAGAUAAAGUGCAUCUUUUUGGUUUCUGAGUUUUGAGAGUAGCUGUUUCCACUUUUCGUUGUUAAUAAUGUGAAAAAACAAAUCGGUCUGGAAGCAAUAAAAUAAUAAUAAUUUUC